Penicillium cataractarum is the source of this 807-nucleotide messenger RNA. RefSeq names its product GNAT family N-acetyltransferase. The record is from RefSeq and is a predicted model, not a curated record. Gene Ontology annotation, molecular function: acyltransferase activity, transferring groups other than amino-acyl groups. Lineage: Eukaryota; Fungi; Ascomycota; Eurotiomycetes; Eurotiales; Aspergillaceae. The transcript has 2 exons. Bases 1 to 807 code for a protein of 268 amino acids.
AUGGUUAUUCAUUAUAACUCCAAUACCAAGGAACCUUACCUGAGGCUCCCAGAGCCACACGCAAACAUUAUUCUCACACCGCACCGGCCUAACAGCCUUAAUGAGACCUCUUCAGCACUGGUAGAGAUCCUCAAUGACCCACGAGUUGCUCUUCGUCUACAACGUACCCCAUACCCAUAUUUGAGCUCUGACGGCGAACAAUGGGCCAAAGCGAACUGUAAAGAUCAGGAAGGGAUCCUAUCCGCCUUGCGGGAGGAGCUUGAAGAACCGGGAAACACAGCAGUCCAAAAGGAUACCGGCAACGUUCCGCACCAUGGAAGGCCGUUUGUUGACAUUUCCCCGUUCACUUGCAUCCGGGAAGUGCUCAAGAUAGACCCUGGGACUGGGACUCCCGUCGAAGACAUUCUCAUUGGCGAUAUCCGGUUGGCUCGCUCAAGUUUCGACGAAUACCCCGAAGGAAGCGAGGAAAGAUCACUAGCUCAGAAAGGAAAUGACGAGUUACUUGCUGGAGACGAAAAUAUUGUCUGGAGCUUGGCCGACUUUCUGGCUCCGAGUCACCAUGGUAGGGGAAUCAUGACCCUAGCCGUGAGAACUAUCAUUCAUGAUUGGGCGAUUCCUCGAAUGAAUGUCCGACGAUUGAAAAGCUGGGCGUUCGAAGAUAAUGAAGGCAGCCUUAGAGUCUUUGAAAAGAACAAUUUUAUUCGCGGGCAUACGUUGAAAGACUGGGCACUAGUGACUGAAAGCAGGGGUGGUGGUAAGAAGUCUAUCGUGUUGAUGGAAUGGACAGGAGAAGAUGAUGAUGAAUAG